Cladocopium goreaui is the source of this 477-nucleotide messenger RNA. NCBI's taxonomy places the organism in Eukaryota, Dinophyceae, Suessiales, Symbiodiniaceae. The record is from the annotation of a GenBank genome assembly.
AUGGAGGUCCGCAACACUGCAGCCUCUCCCAAAGAAAUCCCGUGCAAAAAGCCGCACCAGAAGGAGAAGGUGCCUGACAUCCUGGACCCAGCUGGACCCACAGAUGCCGGGCAUGCCGCCACGAAACCUGUGGAGGUGGCAUCGGACAGCCAGGAGCAGACAGAGGCAGUUGAGAGCCUUGAGGGCCUAGAGCCGUCUGAGAAAGUCUCGGAGUUGCAAGAUCUUUGGCUUCAGCUGCAGGAGGGUCAGCGGCUCUGGCGCCAGAACACGGUACCGGCACCUCCCCAGGGGCAAAUUUACAGGGAUCGGCCUUACCCUUUGGAGCUUCAUGGCCCUUUCGGCCUACAUGAAAUGGCCAUUGCGUGGACCGGCAGAGUUAGAGGCCGGGCUGAUCUGCGACCUCAACGAUGCCUUCAGCUUGUCCCACGAGCGGAACUCAUUGGCAUGCUUGACCAUGCCGACGCAGAGCAGUGUUGA